This is a messenger RNA of Acaulospora colombiana, 156 nucleotides long. The record is from the annotation of a GenBank genome assembly. NCBI's taxonomy places the organism in Eukaryota, Fungi, Glomeromycota, Glomeromycetes, Diversisporales, Acaulosporaceae.
AUGGCUGCCGACAAGUUUCUCGACGUUGGUGAAUGGGUGGUGGACCAAGGUAUACUUGUCAUGAGAACUUCAGAAUACUUCGAACGAAAAGGGCGAGUCGACACGAGACCGUGCGAGAAUCCAGAGGUCUGCCUCAAAAGGAUGGGUGCACGUUAA